This is a messenger RNA of Limanda limanda (common dab), 763 nucleotides long. RefSeq names its product glutathione S-transferase theta-1-like. Gene Ontology annotation, cellular component: cytoplasm. Gene Ontology annotation, molecular function: glutathione transferase activity. The annotation marks the transcript as partial. The transcript is spliced from 4 exons. Gene Ontology annotation, biological process: glutathione metabolic process. The record is from RefSeq and is a predicted model, not a curated record. NCBI's taxonomy places the organism in Eukaryota, Metazoa, Chordata, Actinopteri, Pleuronectiformes, Pleuronectidae.
GUUCCUGUCAUGGUUGAUAAUGGCUUUGUCCUCACUGAGAGUGAUGCCAUCCUGAAGUACCUGUCUAACAAGUAUGAUGUCGCAGAGCACUGGUAUCCACGACAACCAGAGAGACGAGCCAGAGUGGACAAAUACACAGCCUGGCAUAAUACCUACACACGACCACAUGCUGCUAAAGUCUUCAUUCUGGAGUGUCUGCUCCCAUUGCAGUCGGGCUCUCCGGUGGACAAGGUGCAUCUGAGUCGUGCUCUGUCUCAGCUCGAUGACACGCUGGAGAAGCUGGAGUCCAUGUACCUCCGCAGGCAGCCUUUCCUCUGUGGUGACGACAUCUCCGUGGCUGAUCUGCUCGCCGUUUGCGAGCUCAUGCAGCCUAUGGGGGGUGGCAGGGACGUCCUGCACGAUCGUCCUCAGCUGCAGAUGUGGAGGAGCAGAGUUCAGACGGCUGUCGGUGACGCCUUCGACAAAGCUCACGCCGUUCUGUACGGCGUCAGAGACCGCCAAAAGGCCAAGCUAUGACAUAAUCAUAGAGCGGGUCCACUGAAGUGAAGUCACACAGGGGGGCGGGGUGGAGAGCCACUCGGAAGGAGGAGCCCAUCGUCUUCAUCAUAAUCAUCUUCGUCACCAUCGUUUAACUAUUAAUCUGGUUGAUCGUGACACAUGGAUCAUGUCUUUAGGCAUUACUGUCCUAACUACUACAACAAAUGUUUUAUUCAUAUCUUUGGAUGUUAUAUUUAUAAAUUUAUUAAAGAAUCAGCUUAUUUGA